Messenger RNA from Centrocercus urophasianus (Greater sage-grouse), 4642 nucleotides. RefSeq names its product alkaline ceramidase 3 (gene ACER3). The record is from RefSeq and is a predicted model, not a curated record. Gene Ontology annotation, biological process: ceramide metabolic process; phytosphingosine biosynthetic process. The coding region runs from base 2205 to 2915 and encodes 236 amino acids. The transcript has 12 exons. Lineage: Eukaryota; Metazoa; Chordata; Aves; Galliformes; Phasianidae. Gene Ontology annotation, cellular component: endoplasmic reticulum membrane.
UACAUCAUCUCAGCCUAAUCUCUUUACACUUUGAUUGCAUUUUCCGGAUGUAGGUACUUGCUUUCAGUGUGCUUUCUAGAUUGAUAUUGCAAAUGAUGUGUCUGUUAACUGUUUUAACUUCAGAUUUACCUGCAAAAUCCUUCCAGGUGUACUUCCAAUGGUUGGUCUGCUUGUGUCUUAGGUGUGCGUUUAUCAGGGAAAUGAUGCUUUCUUUCCCCAUAUUCCAGAAAAGCAAUGUUCAAAGAUGGCAUAUCAGCUACUGGUAAUGAAAAUGAAGUCUAGGUAGUUGUGGAUGCCUUGGAUUGGAAAUAAAGUACAGUGGUAAGGAGGUGUUCGCUGUCUUGUUCGUUCAGACUUCUUGCAAACUCAAGAAAAUGGUCAAGGAUAUAUUCUGGCAUUUUUGUUUCGUUCUCAAAUACUGUUACAUUUAGUAUAAUACUUUCCUCUGAACCCCAAAAAUAUUAAUUAAUGCUUCAGAACACCUUGUACUGUAGGCGUGUCUGGAUGUGAUAGGCAUGGUUAAAGCCAUAGGAAGAUAAUUAUCAAAACUGGCCUUCAGUAGUGAGGAACUACAGAGAAAGGAGGACAGUCCAAGCCCACAGCAGCCCUACUGUGUAUCUCCCUUCUAUCGCUGGAAAAAGUGCCCUUGAAGUGACAGAAGGACCACCUCUGCUUUGGAAUCCUGAAGUAAGAUAUCACAUUGAUGUCCUGGGCAGAUGCUCUUUCCACAGCUGGUUUCAUCCCAUACAGAGGAGAUGCUGAGAACAUCCCCUGUCUUUCAUGCUCUCAAGUCACACCCUCAGAAGAACCACACAUCCACGUGUGGGGCUGUCAUGUGCUUUUCCUUCAUUUUGUUAUCUUCUUUAAGAGUUCCAGUAGGAGGAGAACUCCAUUAUGCUAAAUGCUGUAAGAGCUGGUACCUAAGGAACUACAGUUCUUACUCUUGCAUACUUUGAAACUAUAAUUAGAAGAGAUGAUGUGGGUAAGUCAGUUAUUGUGCUAGGUAAGGGUAGUAGAGUGGCUGGACAUACUCUCUUCUAACCUGUCUUCCCCUCGCAGGGGUAUUAAGGAUAAACACACAGAAGACUGGAGUGGUUCAGACACAGCAAUAAUAGAAACUAAAUAGGUAAUGAGUAUUUUUUUUGCUUUUGAGAGGGAAAAGCAAAAGCUGCUUAGUCCAACAAUGGGUGUUUCACCAUCUAAAUUGAAGUCUGCAUUAUUUUACAUGGUUGUGCAGCUAUCAGUUUCUAAUGAAGAAACAUAUGGAGUUAUUUUAAAAUUUGCUUUCACGCAUUUAUUUUAUUUUUAGAGCAACAUAAGGAAUAAGAUCAGUGCUGGAACAGUCUCCUGUUAGAUUCUAAUUUUUUAGUGUUUUUAUUACGCAGUAGCAAAGCGAUUUUCAUAGAGGUGAGAGUCAGGAAAAGGAUAACUUAAUUGUAACCUAGAGCAAUUACAGAAGCUGUAAGGAGACAUAGCAAGGAGAGGGCUGUGCAUUAGAAAAUACCUGUACAGUGUGGGUGUUCAAACUGAGCUUGCUCACGCCAGCUCUGUUAGCAGCAUUGAGAGCUUUCUCUUCUAAUUACCUUCUACACGUUGGUUGUUUUGAAGAACACAAACGUGUCAUGCAAUACUGUAAUUGGAGUAGAAGCAUCUACAGAAAUAUUGGCUGAGUGGGUACACUGAAUGCCAAGGGAUGAGUUCUGCUGCUGGGAUAUGAGAUGCAUAAAGCUGUAAGUCAGCACUUCUUGCUUGAUGCAGCAUGUUGGAACUGCUCAUAAAAGCACUGGAGAUAAAAAUCAAAUUGCGUUGUUAAUAAUUAAUCUAUUUUUUUUUUUUUUCCUUGAAAUUACCUCAUUACCCCUCCCUGAUCCACUGAAUCGCUGGAGUGGUUUACCUGUGCAGUUUUGUUUGAAGGAUACCAGUGUAUAUUUAAGGAUCCAGAGAACUGAAGACCCAGCAAGGCAGCAGCAGCCAAGAGAGGUCAAAGCACAGGUCUGGGAUGCUGACUUCAAGCACAAAACCUCCUAGCUGGCCACCUGUUUUCCUUUGUAGUGCUCCUGGUUGCUCUUACCUGAGCCCCUUCUGACUUGUCUCUCUCAGAUUUUCUCAUAAUAUUACACUAAGGUCAGGAUUGCUCUGGUGCUCCAGCCUGGAGUCACUGGGUUGUGCUUCUCUGAAUAACAGGAAGCUGACAUCGAUCUUUCAUGCACAUCAGGAACACAGUGAGUAACCUGAUUUUCAUUCUACCUCCAAUCUAUGGUGCGAUUCGGACCUAUAAAGAUGGCCUUGAAAAGCGGUAUUUAGCUGCAUAUUUAUGUCUUACAGCUGUGGGAUUGGGAUCUUGGUGCUUCCACAUGACCCUGAAGUAUGAAAUGCAACUGUUGGAUGAACUGCCAAUGAUAUACAGUUGUUGUGUGUUUGUCUACUGCCUGUACGAAUGUUUCAAGUACAAGAACACAGUCAAUUAUCCAAUGCUUUUCAUUUUAAUAACAUACAGCUUCAUAGUCAGCAUAGUUUACUUAAAAUUGAAACAGCCUGUGUUCCAUCAGAUCAUGUAUGGAACACUAGUUUCUAUUAUAGUUCUGCGAUCUGUUUAUAUAGUAUUAUGGGUAUACCCAUGGCUUAGAGGUCUAGGCUAUACAUCUUUAACUGUAUUUCUGAUGGGAUUCUUCCUCUGGAAUGUGGACAACAUUUUUUGUGAGAAAUUGAGAGCACUACGAGAGAAGAUGCCUCCUGUUUUGGGAGCUGUGACACAGUUUCAUGCGUGGUGGCACAUUCUCACAGGCCUGGGCUCUUAUCUUCAUAUCUUGCUCAGUUUAUACACAAGGACACUUUUCCUGAAACACAGGCCAAAGGUGAAGUUUCUUCUUGGAAUAUGGCCUGUUCUUCUUGUGGAGCCACCCAAGAAGCUUUGACUGAGAGCUAGGCCGUCACGUGCAUCCACUUAGCCUGGCUGAAUAAAGUGAUUCAACACUUGUUAUGGCUGGAUUGUCAAAAUCGUGGAUCAGUUCAAGUCCCAUUGCUACAAAAGGACUUCUCUGUGUUACUUGGCCUGCCCGCCAGAACAGAGCAAAGAGUUGGCACAAUAGGAGAAUAACGCUUAGUACAGCUUUAUUCUAAGUUGUUAAAACAAAGAUUAAGACACAAUAUUUUUAUGUAUAUGUCGUAUAGCUGAUGAUACUGAGCUAAUAUUUCGUGCUGGUCACAGAAAACUAACCGUUUUUGAAGUGGGUUGCUUAAGUUUUUCAUUCAGUUGUUGUUCUUUCUGUGGUGUAAACUAAUAUUAGUAACUGAAUGAUAAAAACAGGUCACUGAUGGCCAAGCUAAGCAUCUGUGUGGACUGUAGUGGACUGAAUGCUUAACCUGAACUACUUUAAUCUUGCACUUUCAUACAAUUAAUGAAGUAUGUAUGAUUGAUUUAGGGCUUUAUUCUACCCUUGCUUCUCUACAGCCUCCUUUGCAAUUGAUAUUUUAAGCAAAAAGGUUGGGAUACAUGUGCCAUUUGGUUAAUUUUGUACCAAGUUUUCACUUUUGUUUUAGCCCAACUGAGGUACAUCAUACAAGAUGUUCCAGGGUGUGACCAAGAGAAGGCAUUUGUGAUAUAUAGGAGCUGUUUGUGUGUGGAAACAAAAUUCCUAAUUUGUUUGACUGGUGAUCCAUCAGGUGGUUUAUAACCACAAGAAACAUGUAAAAAUCUUUUUUUAUUUACAUGCCUUCUUUUUCUCUUCAUACUUUCCUAAUCCCAUUAUGCUAGCCUUAGCACAGAUUGACAAACACUGUGUAUGUGUGUGCUUGUUCAGCUUUGAAUUCGUGCCUUUCUAUUAUUUUAUGAGUCUUAAAUACUGCUGUGACUUUCAGAAGCAUCUGUUUCAGAAAUAUUGACAAAAGAGUAAAGAACAAGAUUUAUGUUGAGGAUGCCCCAAAACAUGCAGCAUUUUGAUUGCUUGCUCUUAAUGUUUCCAUCAUGUGGUUUCUCUGUGGAAAGUUGAAUACCUUUUUAACACCAACCUUUGGCUCUUAUCUGGGGACAAACCCUCUGAUUUCUGUGUUUUUUUCCUACCCAGAUGAUCAAAAUUAGCAAGCAUUAAAAAUUAAAAUAAAAAAAAUAAUAAUAAUUGAACACAGUUUUUCAAAAUAUACCUCAUAUUGGUGGCUCGUUUUGUCUGUCCAGAGCUUGGGGUGGCUAAUGUAGUUUGUCUCUAGGCCAUCAAGCUGCCAUGCUAUGCAAUUGUUGAUGCUUUGAGGAAUUUAUCCUUCUUGCCACCAAGGGAAAAGGGAAGUGCUCAGACUGAUGGCAAGUCCUGCUCUGCAUUGAUUUAAAACAUGCCCACAGCAGUGAGGCACGGUAAUGUGACUAUAAAGCUGUCUCUCUGGUUGAAAAAAUCAGACUUAUGUAUAUCUUCUGUGUCCAUUUGUGGCAGCCCUGCUGAUGCAAAGCUCUAAACAAAAUCAUGGCUUUUGGUUAUGGUGACUAAGCCUGGACUCUUGGGAUCCAAACUCAGGACUAGAAAACAAUGCUUAACCUUCAGUGACUCCAGCGAGGUUUGUGCAUGUGCUAAGAGCAGUGCAUUUUGACCUGUCAUCAGUUAACAAGACUUCUGAACAACAUUUUUUAAACAAAUCCGUUGUCAACCUCAUCUCU